Molecule: messenger RNA, 4404 nt
Organism: Eremomyces bilateralis CBS 781.70
Lineage: Eukaryota; Fungi; Ascomycota; Dothideomycetes; Eremomycetales; Eremomycetaceae
Exons: 3
Coding region: 1-4404 (1467 amino acids)
Biological process (GO): RNA export from nucleus; protein import into nucleus
Cellular component (GO): nuclear pore
Molecular function (GO): protein binding; structural constituent of nuclear pore
Source: RefSeq, a predicted model, not a curated record
AUGGCGGCAGCAGCUUUGGGUGGAGGCUUGCCUGCUCCGCAAGCUAAUGGAGGACCGGACCUUGAUGAAGUGACUACGGAUAACCUCGGAUUCCAGGCCUUAAAUGGCGAAACCAAGAUCAAACUCCUCCCAACGCCAUGGCCCGCCGACAAAUUACCUCCACCGACCUCCUCUCUACUCAGCAUAUCCGCCGCGAAAGGGCUCCUCGCCGCAGCAAGCCCCGAAGCGCUAAUAAUAUCGUCGACAGAAACUGUCCGAAACGCAUUCACGGCAGAAGUACAGGGUGUGAAGCAAGUCAAACCGUUCCAGCCACAAGCCACCUUACCUGUCCCGCGUAUCUCCCACGUUGCGUUCUCCGCGAACGGCUCAUUCCUGGUCAUAUGUGCCGAGGACGGCGGAGGAUUAGCCAUCUAUAACGUCGACUCGCUCUCCGGGGGCAACAAGGAGCCCGCUUUCCAGAUCAGCACGAACGGCGUGGCGGUUCGCGCGCUGCUGCCCAACCCUGCACCGGAACUGGAGAAAUAUUUCGCGGUCGUGCUUACCGGUGCACAGGUUCUCUUAGCCGAUCUCCAGGAAAAGCAGCUGGUGAAUGGGACGGCCGGGAAUCAAGUUCUUCAUCAGAAUGUCAGCUGCGUAUCGUGGAGCAACAAGGGCAAGCAAUUUGUCGCUGGCCUCGCCGACGGCACCGCUGUUCAAUUGGACCCUUCCGGCAAUCCAAAAGCGCUGAUACCGCGCCCUCCACAGCUUGAAAGUGGCCAUGCUGUCUCCCAGAUAUCAUGGCUUGCGAAUGACAGUUUCUUGAUGAUUUACGCUCCCACACAGUUUGAGGCCGACCGUGCGCCUGACUCAACAGCCUACCUGGUCACACGACAAAAAGGCACGACGAAUUUCGCGUUCCAAAAGUUGAAUGAACCAUGUGGACCCUUCGGCCUGAAUCGAUCCCCCCCACACCACUUCAUUUCAAGGCUCCGAGAAUGGCCUCCUGCGUUAUCAGAUUUGAUAAUCGUUUCAUCGACUGCAUCGCAAGACGUGGGGUUGUACACGCAGUCAGCCAAACCCCUAGGGCCGGUCGUGGGCGAGAAGUCGCCAGAGGCUGUGACUAACCAGUACACGUUUACUUCGAUGGCGAAUGACAGUAGACGCGCUCAACUACCGAUAUCAUUCGUAGACGACAUGUCGGACACUUCGCCCAUUGGCAUGUCGCUAGACCUAUCGAGUCGAGAGAAAGCACAUCGGCCGAUCCCUGCCGAGGAAGAGAUUGAAGAAUCUCCUACACCUGUCCCCGCGUUGAUGAUACUCAAUAACGAAGGGUCGCUAUCCGCUUGGUGGAUUAUCUACAAUGAUUCUAUCCGAGAAUCGACGGCUUAUCCCGGUCUCGCUUCCGCAGGAACACUCAAGAGUUCGGUGAGUUCGCAGAAGACAGAGCAACCAACAAGUCCAUUUGGACAAGUAAAGCCUCAAGGCUUGGCAUUUGGUGCCUCUACCUUUACAAAACCUGCGGCGCCGGCUUUUGGCUCACCGGGUGGAGGGGCAGCCUUUGGCGGAGCAUCUACUCUCGGCCAGAAGCAAUCAGCUUGGGGCACUUCUACUCCAGCCGGAUCAGCCUUUGGUGGGCCAGCUGCUUUGGGCCAGAAACCGUCCGUGUGGGGCGGCGCUGCUGCUGGUGCGCCGCAAACCGGUGGUGUCGCCUUCGGUCAAUCAUCGUUCGGGUCAACUCCCACCUUCGCAAAGCCUGCCUUUGGUUCUCCGGCUCCGCUCGGGAGUACGAAUACUGCCGGUACCUCUUUCGGUUCGGUCGGAGGCAUCGGUGCUCGUUCAUCGCCAUGGGGAGCUGCUUCCUCUCAGCCUGCGAAACCCGCCGGUGGUGAGAAACCAGCUCCAUUUGGCGCCUUUGCAGCAUCCGGGAACAAGGCCACAGCAUCACCAUUUGCUACCCUUCCGAAAGAUCAAACUCGUGGCUCCGAUUUUGGGUCUGGAUCGGCCUUGACGGCUACUCCGUCUUCAGCAUUUGGUACCCCUCCACUGCAAAGUUUUGCCUCAACUGUGUCAAUUAACUCGACUACAGGUGGAUCCACUAUAGGCACCUCAUCUUUUGGGAACACUACCACCCCUCAAGCGUCGGGAGUCUUCGGUCAAAAGCAACCCGAAGCCCCUGAAACGAAAGACGCGGACAUGGAUGAGGAUACAAUGGAUGACUCGGCGCCGCAACCCGCGAAAGAACCCCUUAAACCCAGCGGGGCAUUUGGGGGGACUGGCUUCUCUCUGGGAAGUACAUUCAAGCCUAGCACAGACAAAGAGAAGGAAAGCACCGGUGAUGAAAAGACGGACCAGAAGGCUGGGUCGGCAUAUAGUUCUUUUGGCAAUGCUCUUGGAGAUGCUCUUAAGCAACCCAACCUUCCGGUGCCGGAAACUCCACUGAAGAAAGAGUCUGGAUUAGAUGGACUCAAACCGACAGAUAUCUCUACUACAUCUGCAUCGCCGCCCAAACUGCCUGCCGCGCCCACUUUGUUCCCAAGCAUCAACAAGGAACCAGCAAAACUGCCUGAAGCCGCUCCAGGUCUGACUACAGGUCAACCAAGCACUUCUCCCUUUGGGAAGGCCCAGCAAACCGAGGUCGUGGAGGCCGCAGCAAAGCCACUGGAUGACAAUGAUGAUGAGGAUUUAGAAGAAGAGCCUGAAGUGGCCCCCGAAGACGACGCGCCGCUUCCACCAGAUCCUACUACCGUUGCCAGACCGAGUUGGUUUUCACAGGCUCCGCCUGGAGCAAAACCCACCUCGUCGCAAGAUGGUACAGCGGAUAAAGAGGGAGACCAUCCGAAGUCGAAAAUUCCGAACAUAAUACCCUACGAACAACCGCAGCUCCUGCAGCCCACACCAGCCAAAUCAUUCCUAAUGCCAACAGCCCCGAGUCCCCCGCCGCCUGGUGACCAGCAUAUAUCCUCCACAACACCCGCCGGCCUUCCGAAAGGACCAACAUUUUUGCCGCCAUAUAAAGCGGGUCAACGCUCACCUCGCUCACCGAGCCCUGUCCGCUCGGCCUCAACUCCGGUAUCCCGUCCCAUUUCAGUGGGCGUUCGCCAGCCAUCUCGGCCUUCCUCCCGGACAGCGCUAUCGCAGACGCAGACCGCAGCGCAGGAACCCCAGGAGAUCCCCGAUCUUGCUGCAACUGCUCUCCAACGUCGACCCGUCACGCCGCCUAUUUCCAGCCUGCAGGAUGAAGAAGCAGAAGAAACCCAGCGGAUGCUGGCGGCACCGACGAAUCAAAAACUCAAGCUGGAGAAAUUCACUGCUCGCAAGGACUACGUCGGAGCGUCGGAAACUCUCGCCUCACGUGACGAUAUUCCCUCGCAGAUCGAGCGUCUGUUCCGGGACAUCAAUUCCAUGAUCGACACCCUCGGUCUCAACGCCCGCACGCUCAACGAAUUCAUCCGUGGCCACGAGGAGCUCCUCGCUGACGAUGGCCGCGAAAAAGAGGACCUGCUCGACCGCGACGUGGACGCCGACUUCGACGCCGUCCUCGCGGGCGACAUCCCCCAAGACGUCUGGGUUCUCAGCGAGGUGGAGGAUCUGAACAUGCUCCUCAACUCUAUGGAGCAGCAACUGGACGAAGGCCGCGUGACCGACCCCAGAGAGAAGGUGCGCAAGGCUGUGCAGAUGAAACGCGACGUCGUCAAGCUGCGCCACGCCGUCACAGGGCUCCGGUCGGUGAUCGAGUCGGCGCGCGACCCCGCAGCGAAGGAAGCGCGGAAAUCCGCCCCGCUCGAGCUGCACCAGGCGGCCGCGCAGGCGGACCUGCGGGCGAAGUUCGGCGGGCUCCAGCGGAAGGUCGUGGAGGCGGAAGAUGGCAUCGCGGUGCUGCGCGCGCGCAUCGCGCAGGCGGAGGCGCGGGCAGGCGGGAAGAGCGUGCCGACGGUGGAAGCGGUGGCGAAGACGGUGGAGAAGAUGAUGCGGUUGUGGGAGGAGCGGGUGGCUGAUUUGGAUGUGUUGGAGGUGGAGGUCAAGAAACUGCGGCUCCGAGAUGGGUCACGGCUGGAUCGGAGUACUGGCGGGCUGGGUGAGAGGGACGGCUAUAGCACGCCUGUGCGAGGGAGGGACGAGCCGAGCGAGAGAGGCACGCCGUUCAUCACGCCAAGAAGUCGGAUAGACGACGGGGCAAUGACGAGCAGUGUGCGGAGCCUACGGAGCAUGGGGAGUGUGAGGAGCAGUGUGAGGGGACGGACGUUCAAGUUGGACUACGGGAGGAGUUAUGGGAACGAGUCGCUGGUUCAGGAUGUCACGCGAGAAGACGUCAAGCGAGUUGAGGGUCUGAUGAGAAAGAGGAGAGUGGUCCAGGAUACACUGAAAGGUUUGAUUGCGGCCAAUGGGCCAAAGAUCACGGAAGUUGGGACGAAGACCUAUGGAUAG